GCUGCUGUCUGUGUGAUACAGGAGCUGAAGAGGUCAAACACGAUGCUGUUUUAUUGAGUACUUCUGCUUGUCUGUUCUAUUUGGAAUUCAUAUGACAACUGGACUACUAGUCAACGAGAGUGGGCUACUGGAGAGUAUUGGAAGUGGAACCUAAUUCUGCAGACUAGAGUCAUCACAGAUCCUUCUUCUAUUGUCAUAACACCACAGAGUGAUGAUUAACUCAGGAGCUGGAUCAGGAGGUGUGUGUAGGCUGCUGGCCUCUUUGCUUUAUGGGCUGGAGUCGCACAUGGACACCACAGAGGACAGCACUUUUCUACAGGACAUGCUCAUGGGCAAUACUCUGCAUCUUCUUAUUAAGGUCUAUGAUAGGCUGCAGAAGUACAGGGCUCUGCAUCCUGCUCCACUGCUGGAUAGCGCGCAGGGCCUGGCUCAGGAGUUGGCAGAGGAGCUGCAUGGAGUAGUUGCCUUCUCAGAGACGACAGAGCUUUUAUACCUCCUCUCCAAACCUCAUUUACAGGGUCUUCUCUCAGUGCAUGACAUAGUGGCCCAAAAAGACUAUGACCCCCAGCUGCCUCUUCUGCCACCAUUACCUGAUUACAAAGAGGAUGUGGAAGAAUCAGUAAAGAUCAUAUGCUUGGUUAAAAACCAAGAGCCUCUGGGAGCCACCAUAAAGAGAGAUGAGUCCACUGGAGGACUAGUGGUGGCUAGGAUCAUGAGAGGAGGAGCUGCUGAUCUAAGUGGUCUUAUUCAUAAGGGUGAUGAGCUCAAGGAAGUCAAUGGAGUUCCAAUGGAGGACAAGAACCCAGAGGAAAUUAUUCCCAUACUAGCCCAGUCAGAAGGAGCAGUGACCUUCAAAGUAAUCCCAGGCACCAAAGAAGAGCUGGAGAACAAAGAUGCCAAGACUUUUGUGAGGGCACUUUUUGACUACGAUCCCAAAGCAGACCCUGCUAUUCCAUGCAAAGAUGCUGGGUUGAAGUUCAGGAGAGGAGAUGUGUUACAGAUUGUAAGCCAAGAAGAUGACACCUGGUGGCAGGCCAGACGGCAUGGUGACGCCAACCUCAGGGCUGGACUGAUUCCUUCUAGACAGCUUCAGGAAAGGCGAGUGGCUUUACAGAGACCUAAAGCUCUGUUUCACCCAACCAGAGUGUCACUGACCGACAACAUGGAAGAGUGCAUUUUUUUCUCUUCUUUCUGCCUUGCAUUCACCCGAUCACCAGAGGAUGUGGACUAUGGAGCAAUAAGUGGCAUACAUAUAGCUGGUUUAAGGAGAAGUUUCCGCUUAAGCAGAAAGGACAGCAAAAGUCAAGUGAAACAGAAGAUGGGUGGAGGUCAUCGCGGCAUCUAUACACCAAUAUAUCAGGAGGUCUUGCCUUACACCAGAAAACCUGAUGAGCCCUAUCAUCUUGUGCUUCUAACCGGGCCGAGUGGGGUUGGAGUUACUGAGUUGAAGAGGAAACUUCUACUCUCUGAUCCAGAACACUUCAGUGUAACUGUGCCAUAUACCACUCGGGAGCAGAAAAAGCAAGAGAGAGAAGGGGUGGAGUACCACUUUGUCUCCAAACACACAUUUGAAAAAGAUAUCCUCAACCACAAGUUUUUGGAGUAUGGUGAACACAAAGGCAACUACUAUGGUACAAGCGUGGAUUCAGUGCGCAAGGUUCUAGCGGAGAGCAAGGUGUGCCUGUUGGAUAUGGAACCCCACGCAAUAUCAGCCUUAUACACAACUGAGUUUAAACCUUAUGUUGUAUUUGUAAAGCCCCCAUCUAUUGAGCACUUAAGACUGAGCCGAAGAAAAGCUAAAGUUCUGUCGUGUCCAGAUGAGCAGACACCCACAAAAACAUUUAAGGAGGAGGACUUUGAUUAUAUAAUUGCCAUUGCCCAAGAUAUGGAGAAUAAAUACGGCCAUUUGUUUGAGAAAGUCAUCAUCAAUGAUGACCUGGCCAUCGCAUUCACUGAGCUGAGAGACGAACUCAAGAAGAUUGAAACAGAGAGUCACUGGAUCCCCAAUACAUGGGCUCAUGUCUGAGAGAGCAAAUUAUGUAAACUGAACUAGUAAAAGGAAUGAUCACUUUUGAAAUGUUUUGGAGAUUUUCAGCAUAUAAAAAACACAUCAUAUUAUUGUAAUUAUAUGCUUAUAAGCAGUAGUGUGCUGGCCAGUCAUGAAUUAAAUCCCCUCAUAACCACCAAACUCAUGACACUGGACUGAAGUGUUCUUGUUAUUCCUGUGCUUGAAAUAGGUUUGUUUAUGUUGAGAAACAAGUAAUUGUAAAGAAUUUUCAUCUCACCCAAAUUCCUAUGUAAUGAUGUAUAUUAUGUUAUAUUACUGUAUGAUUUCUAUACAGUUAUUGCUUUUGUGCACAGUUGUACCUUGUGUUCUGACAUUAAUCACUUGCAGACUCUCCUGAGCAAAGAUGUGUUCUCAGUUUGGUUUAAGUGGUGUGGAGCAAGACUACAGUUUUUUCUUAAAUUGUGACUGCAAGAUUGAACUCUGGAUUAGACCUUUGAAACAGAUCCAGGUAGCUCUACUAUGUACCAAACAUUUCCAAUCCAAGUGUAGAUUUGUUCUUGACAUUGAAUUCAACUCAGGGCUU
This is a messenger RNA of Myxocyprinus asiaticus (Chinese sucker), 2591 nucleotides long. Its product is annotated as MAGUK p55 subfamily member 7-like. Gene Ontology annotation, biological process: protein localization to adherens junction. NCBI's taxonomy places the organism in Eukaryota, Metazoa, Chordata, Actinopteri, Cypriniformes, Catostomidae. Gene Ontology annotation, cellular component: plasma membrane; cell-cell junction. The record is from RefSeq and is a predicted model, not a curated record. The transcript is spliced from 20 exons. Bases 212 to 2026 code for a protein of 604 amino acids. Gene Ontology annotation, molecular function: protein binding.